Molecule: messenger RNA, 2182 nt
Organism: Dicentrarchus labrax (European seabass)
Lineage: Eukaryota; Metazoa; Chordata; Actinopteri; Moronidae
Gene: zgpat
Product: zinc finger, CCCH-type with G patch domain
Exons: 7
Coding region: 229-1809 (526 amino acids)
Biological process (GO): negative regulation of DNA-templated transcription; regulation of transcription by RNA polymerase II
Cellular component (GO): nucleus
Molecular function (GO): DNA-binding transcription factor activity, RNA polymerase II-specific; RNA polymerase II cis-regulatory region sequence-specific DNA binding; metal ion binding
Source: RefSeq, a predicted model, not a curated record
GCUAGCUUGAUACUGAACCGGUUCAUGUUGUGACUGUACUACUGUCCCAAUAUGUUCAUUUAACGUUAGCUAUUUGAAUUACUUGUUUUCUUAACAUAGCACAUCUUUUCAUGGCACAUAUCCCUUUUACCGUCGGUGCAGUGGAAGUCAGACUGCUUCCCUAAUUACGAAGGUGUUUUGGGGGCUUGAUGCUGUCCAUCCCUGUCCUGCCCCGUGCCAAGUGUCAGUAUGGAUGAAGAAACCCUUGAGGCAGCCAUCUCUACCUAUGGUGCCCAGUUGCAGCAGGUGGAGACAGCCCUGUCAGCUGGCCUGGACCCCUCCCAACAGUCAGACCUGCUAAAACUGAAAGAGGACCUUAGUCAGCUGAUAGAGCUCACCGAGUCCAGCCUGGUGUCUGUCAAAAAGAGUCGUCUUCUGGCCAGCCUCGAGGACAUCAAUGGACUGCAGUCAAGCACCUCAGAGGCAGAAGCUGACACAAACAGUGCAAAUGAGAGUUUGGGUGCUGAGUUUGCCGCUUUCUACUCUGAACUCGGGGAGUCUUCAGGUAGUAGUUCUGAUACUAGAGAGAGGGACAAGGAGGGGGAAGGUGGGGUAGAGGAUGAUGAAGAGGAGGAGGCAGAGGAAGAAGAAGAUGCCCUCAGUGGUACCAAAGUAAGAGCACCCUACCGGACAAAAUGGGGGACCCUGGAGUAUCACAAUGCCAUGGUGGUGGGGGCAGAACCACCAGACGGAGAAGAGGCACAAGUACGAGUGCUCUAUGUGUUGCCCACCCAGAAGUCUAUGAAACCCUGUCCAUUCUACCUAGAGGACAAAUGCCGCUUCCCAGACAAUUGCAGGUUUUCCCACGGCGAAGUGGUUUAUGUGUCGGAGCUCAGACAGUUCCUUGAGUUUGAUCUCAGUAAUCUUGAAGAAGGAUCGUCCUGCUUGGCUCGACACGAGGACGGCAUCUGGUACCCUGCCAAAAUCAAAGAAAUCGACAGUGGUUUCUACACUAUUAAGUUUGACUCAGUGCUGCUGAAAGAUGUCGUGGUCGAGGCUGACGGUGUUAUCCCGCCUUUGAGAGAGGACGACCCACUCUCCUCUGACUCUGACCUAGAGGACACUCUAGAUGGAGAUGAUGUGGCCUAUGCAAAAGUUAUGGACUCUGCUGUAGAAUCCACGGUAGAGUUAAACAGUAUAAAUUUUGGUGGCUGGGAGGCACACACCAGAGGCAUCGGGUCCAAGCUUAUGCUCAAAAUGGGCUAUGAAUAUGGGAAAGGCUUAGGAAAGAUGCAGGAGGGUCGAGUAGAGCCAGUCAUGGCCGUGGUCCUACCCAAAGGUAAGUCUCUAGAUCAGUGUGCUGAGCUCACGCAGAGACGAACCCAGAACAAGACUGCUAAAGAUGGCACACAAAAAGGCCGGCCAAAGAGACGCAGAAAGCCUAAGGUCGCCACUGGAGGGCGCAAAACCGUCUUUGACUUUCUCAACAACAAGCUUGGAGGCAAGAGCACUGAUCCUGCUGAGGGGGGCACUGCUGCAUCAUCAGCAGCGACUGGCUUGGAGGCUUACAGGGGAGGAAAAAGCACCAAGAGGAGUCUGAACGUGAAGCUGUUCCAGGCUGCUGAGAGGGUGUCCCAGACUGAGAGGGAGAUCCAGAAACUGAGUGAGUCACUCAGCCGACAAACAGGAAGGGACGCUUCCAGAGUGAAGCAGCUGGAAGAGAAGCUGUCAUCGGCCCGCCGGCUGCUGGCCCAGCAGAAAGCCCAGGAGCUGUCCAUCCAGAAAGAGAACAGAAAGGCUGACACACACAAGAAAAUGACUGAGUUCUAAGCUCAGUUCCCUCAAGUUCCCUCAAAGACUUGGAGGAUAAAAGGAAGCACCGCUUGCCUGAAAUGAACUUUUGUCCCUUCCCUGUUGUCAGUUAUUUGCUACACUGUUUUUUUUAAAGACAUUUUUUAACCUUGUUUCUCACUGGCAUCAUGGAUUUGAGCCGGCAGUGGUGCCCACUUUAGACAGAAUGGAUCAUUUACUGAAGAUCAUUUCUGUUUGCCAUUUUACUUUCAAGGACUGAGCAGUUUAUUUUGUUGUUUAGUUUCAAACUGUACAAUUCACAAUAAUGUUACAAACAACAUUUUAUUUGUAAUUAACAUUUUGUCUCAGUGUAUUUGUCUUUAUCAGCACUAAAAACGCUGUUUCGAAAAUC